Messenger RNA from Frankliniella occidentalis (western flower thrips), 1123 nucleotides. It is a transcript of the gene Nubp2, whose product is annotated as cytosolic Fe-S cluster assembly factor NUBP2 homolog. Gene Ontology annotation, cellular component: cytosol. Gene Ontology annotation, molecular function: 4 iron, 4 sulfur cluster binding; ATP binding; ATP-dependent FeS chaperone activity. Bases 96 to 893 code for a protein of 265 amino acids. Lineage: Eukaryota; Metazoa; Arthropoda; Insecta; Thysanoptera; Thripidae. The transcript has 6 exons. The record is from RefSeq and is a predicted model, not a curated record. Gene Ontology annotation, biological process: iron-sulfur cluster assembly.
AAUACUAAUGUGAUGCAAACGAAACGAACUGUGGCAGCAAAGAGGGUUGUUUUUAGCUUAGCAUGUGUUUAUGUUUUUUAACUUGACUUUUCAAUAUGUCCGUGCUGUCAGGUGUAAAACAUAUUAUCCUGGUUUUGUCCGGGAAGGGAGGAGUAGGAAAAUCUACAGUUAGCACACAGCUAGCUUUAGCUUUGAAAGAAGCUGGUUUUAAAGUCGGAUUACUAGAUGUUGAUUUAUGUGGUCCAAGUGUGCCUUAUCUACUUCAAUUAGAGGAUCGGGAUGUGCACAAGUGUGAUGAAGGGUGGGUUCCAGUUUAUGCAGAUUCUGAUCAGAAAUUAGCUGUUAUGUCUAUUGGAUUUCUCCUGAAAGAUAGGGAUGCCAGUGUAGUUUGGAGAGGACCCAAGAAAAACGCUAUGAUAAAGCAAUUUCUUACUGAUGUAUACUGGCAAGACAUAGACUUCUUAGUAAUUGACACUCCACCCGGUACUUCUGAUGAACAUAUUACUGUGAUGGAGAAUCUGAAAGAUUUACCAUGUGACGGAGCACUUUUAGUCACAACCUCACAAGCUGUGUCGGUAGAAGACUGUAUGAAAGAGCUCUCCUUUUGUAAAAAAGCAAACAUCCCAGUCCUUGGAGUUCUAGAGAACCUAAGUGGCUUUGUUUGUCCUGUUUGUUCGGAAUGCACCAAUAUAUUUUCUUCAGGAGGAGGAAAAUCUUUGGCAAAUCUCAAUAACAUUCCUUUCUUGGGAAGUAUACCUAUUGACCCAUCUCUGGGAGAGUGUGGAGAAAAAGGAAAGAGCUGUAUAUCUGUAAAACCUAACAGUCCAGCUUCCAAAGUUUUUAAGGAUCUUGUACUGACAAUUGCACAAGGUAGUGGCAUGUCAGUGGACUGAUUUUCAUUCCCUAUUUAAUAUCAUGCCAUACGGCUUGUACGAGAAGAAAUUUCAUCUUUCUCUAAAUGGCACUUGUAGAAAAGAAAUGUCAUCUUUCUCAAGAAUACUUAUUCCAAUGACUUUGUUUCGCUCCCACAUUCAAAUUUUAGACCUGUCCUAUAAAAUGUCAGUCUUUUGUGACUAUUUUCAUAUAAAAGAGCAUCAUUAAAAAUCGUUUGUUACAUAAAUAA